Messenger RNA from Acanthopagrus latus (yellowfin seabream), 3250 nucleotides. RefSeq names its product nucleosome assembly protein 1-like 1 (gene nap1l1). The transcript is spliced from 16 exons. Gene Ontology annotation, biological process: nucleosome assembly. Gene Ontology annotation, molecular function: chromatin binding; histone binding. The record is from RefSeq and is a predicted model, not a curated record. The coding region runs from base 146 to 1309 and encodes 387 amino acids. Gene Ontology annotation, cellular component: nucleus; chromatin. Lineage: Eukaryota; Metazoa; Chordata; Actinopteri; Spariformes; Sparidae.
GAGCGCGGGCGGCGGGAUCUCUCUCCCCUUUUACCGCCAUCGGAGCGGAGUCUCUUUCUUCCCCGGGACCUCUUCACUGCGCAGAGCCGCUUCACCAGUCCAGCCUCCGGUCAGAGAGCGAAGCAUCAUUUGAGACUCGGCUAAGAUGGCAGACAUCGACAACAAAGACCAGGCUGAGAUGGACCCAGCAGAUAUGGAGGAUGUGGAAGAAGUGGAAGAGGAGGAGACGGGAGAAGAUGAAAACAGCAAAGCCCGUCAGCUGACUGUGCAGAUGAUGCAGAAUCCACAGAUCCUGGCUGCGCUGCAAGAGAGGCUCGAUGGUCUGAAUGGCUCACCGUCAGGCUACAUGGAGAGUUUACCAAAGGUUGUAAAGAGACGUGUAAACGCCCUCAAGAACCUGCAGGUCAAAUGUGCCCACAUUGAGGCGAAGUUCUAUGAAGAAGUACACGAACUGGAAAGAAAGUACGCAGCCCUCUACCAGCCGCUCUUCGACAAAAGAAGCGACAUAGUGAAAGCAGCAUAUGAGCCCACAGAUGAGGAAUGUGAAUGGAAAGCAGAUGAGGAGGAAGAGCUGACAGUAAGUAAGCAGGAUGAGAUGAAGGAGAAGGCCAAGCUAGAGGAAGAGAAGAAGGACGAGGAGAAGGAAGACCCCAAAGGCAUCCCCGAGUUCUGGUUAACGGUUUUCAAAAACGUGGACCUGCUCAGUGACAUGCUGCAGGAACAUGAUGAACCCAUCCUUAAACAUUUACAAGAUAUUAAAGUAAAAUUCUCAGAUCCAGGACAGCCCAUGAGCUUCACGUUAGAGUUCCACUUUGAGGCCAAUGACUUCUUCACAAACACAGUGUUGACAAAAACCUACAAGAUGAGGUCAGAGCCCGACGAGACUGACCCCUUCUCCUUCGAUGGACCAGAGAUCAUGUGCUGUACAGGUUGCACAAUUGAGUGGACAAAGGGCAAGAACGUCACGUUGAAAACAAUCAAGAAGAAACAGAAGCACAAGGGCCGCGGCACAGUGAGGACAGUCACCAAAACAGUCCCCAAUGACUCCUUCUUCAACUUCUUCACUCCGCCAGAAGUUCCAGAGAGUGGAGAAUUGGAUGAAGACUCGGAGGCGGUCCUGGCUGCAGACUUUGAAAUUGGCCACUUCAUCCGUGAGCGUAUCGUACCUCGGGCUGUGCUCUACUUCACAGGAGAGGCCAUCGAGGACGAUGAUGACGAUUACGAUGAAGAGGGAGAGGAGGCGGAUGAUGAGGAAGGAGAGGAGGAGGCUGAUGAGGAGAACGACCCCGACUACGAUCCCAAGGUUUAAGUGGUGACAGUAGAAAAAUAACCCUAUCCUGAAGGAUGCAGCCCCCCCAGCUGAGUGCAAGCAGCAGUGAAGUCUGGCCCGGCUGCCUUGAGGAACAACUGCACUGUAACGGCUUCUCAAAUUAAACAACAAAAAAAAGUUUAAAAAAAUAGUUACUUACGCCUUAUAAUGUUUUGUAUUUUUCUUGGUAGAGAAUUUGAAGAAAAAAAAAAGUUUCAAGAUUUUUGUUACAAAAACUCAUGGUAAUAUACUGGGAGCUGUGUGGCUCAAUAUACAUAGUAUUUUACUAGACCUGUUUUUUCCUUCUCUUCCUCCUUCUCUGUACAAUAGAUAGAAUACAGGAAAAAAUCUCCCUGGAAAAGCAUGAACUUGUUUCUUCACUGCUAAAAACUAGUUUGGGUUCUUGUGAAGUCUUUUGUUGUAUUUGCUCUUAGACAACAGCUGUGGUUUAGACUGCAUCGCGGCGACGUCAAUUUAUAAUCCCCACCCCCCCUCCUGUUUCCCUCCGUAUCCUCCUACCAAAGUUACUGGUUGGUCAGUUCUGGUUGUCCCAGGUGAUUUUUUUUUUUUUUUUUAAACUCUUAGCGGGGCCUUUAGCACUUGUAAAAGCACUGUAGCAUUUCCAGCUCUUGUGAGGGAGGACAGAUAUGUGCCCUGCGGCCGGGUGGCUACUCCAGUUUAUCUAAUCUUGCUGAGCAUGGGAUCCGGAGUUGGUGUUUUUGGCCACUUCCUGCACCACUUGUGCUCAACUACUUUCCACUCUUGAUACAUUCCAGUAAGCAGACUGGCUGGCACUGUCGGUGCACCUCUCUCACAGGGAGUCAACAUGUCUUUUAACUGGACAGACUCACCUAAUUUGAACAAAAAUUCUGUAUUUUUUUUCGACCCCCCCUGUCAUGUAAUCUGUCACUCCCAGAGUUUGAUACAGCCUGGUUGAGUCUCUUAAACAUUCCAGAGGAUCCUUUGGUGUGAUGGCCAGUUCGGGCCCCCACCCCCAGCCCCAAUAAUCCAGUGCUUCAGGCUCCUCGUAGGCUCGCAGUGGCGUGGCUGUCGUCUUUUCUGUAGCACUUUGUAUUGUGUGUGUGUGUGUGGUGUACCAGUGGCGUCCUGUCAUCGGUUAACUGUCUUGAGUAUUCCCUGUGAGCAGCACUUUGUUUGACGCCCCCCGUAGCCUUAUCCGGCACGGGGGACUGGUGCUGUCUCCGCUCUGUGGAGAGUUGUGCUAUCUAGUUUUGAAGUGCAUUAACUUUCUUACUGGGGAGGCACACUUGGCCUGUUCAGAGAGGCUUUGUAUGAACAGGGUUGGGCAGAUGUAGCGCAGUGAAAGACAAAAGAAAGGCCAAACCAGGUGUUGAAGUGUCUGUUAACAUGUCAGCUUCACCAAAACGCCCCUUUUUCUCAUCACUUUGACAUUUACCUCUUGUGUCGUCAAUUUGUGACUAGUCAGGUGACUCACAUGGACCUCAGCCCAGCCUCUGAGGUCUCUGUUCAUUUUAAUCACUGUGAAAGAAAGAGGGGAAGUGUGAUAAGGCCUUUGUGUAGGCCAAUGACCCACCUCCCUCCCUACCCCCCCCAAACUCCUUCCUUUGUUACCCAGAAGGCCACAGAGAAGCAUGUCAGAGCAAUACUUAAAGCCAGGAGGGGGACCGAGAAGAAACCGUAGCCUGCCUCCCUCCCUGUCCGUUCUUAAUGCCUUUUUAGUCGUGAAAACAGCCAAGUGUUGGUUGUGUUGGGCAGCAUCGUGUCCACUGUGGAGAGCCAGGGUACUUCUCAUUCUGCAGGGAGUAUUCAGAUCAUGUUCAAUGGAGAAGGACGUGAAAGGGUUUCUGUAGGGUCCUUCUGAGCAGCUGUUGUCAAGGCAAAAUGCUAUGCUACAAAAAUACUAAUGUACUCAAUAACUGUACGUGUAUGUUCAUGAAUAAAUUGGUUAAACAUGUCCAA